This is a messenger RNA of Saitoella complicata NRRL Y-17804, 1053 nucleotides long. Its product is annotated as NAD(P)-binding protein. Gene Ontology annotation, biological process: ergosterol biosynthetic process. The record is from RefSeq and is a predicted model, not a curated record. The transcript is spliced from 2 exons. Lineage: Eukaryota; Fungi; Ascomycota; Saitoellomycetes; Saitoellales; Saitoellaceae. Gene Ontology annotation, molecular function: 3-beta-hydroxysteroid 3-dehydrogenase (NADP+) activity. Gene Ontology annotation, cellular component: lipid droplet; mitochondrial outer membrane; endoplasmic reticulum membrane. Bases 1 to 1053 code for a protein of 350 amino acids.
AUGCCCAUUGCCGUUAUCACUGGAGCAAAUAGCGGUCUUGGAUUUGCAAUUGCAUGUCGACUGAUUGAAGCUGUCGAAGGAAUCACGAUCGUCGUGACAUGCCGGUCCACCGCCAAAGCUGAGGAUACCCUCCGACGUCUUGAACACAGAUAUCCUGCAAAGACUCUCAAGCUUGACUAUGCACUGCUUGACCUUGCAUCGAUGCGUAGUGUUCAUGACACCGCAAAGGAGUUGAAGGAGAGGUUUGGAAGGAUCGACUAUCUAUACCUCAAUGCUGGUGCAGGAGACUUCAUCGGUCUUGAUUGGAAACAACUGGCAUUGGAUUUCUGGAAUGGGUUCAUCGCUGCACUCACCGCACCAACCUACAAGUUGCAAAGAAUAGGUCGCAAGUCGGGUGAUGGACUGGGAUGGGUCUUCCAGUGUAACGUCUUUGGACAUUACUACCUCAUGAAUGAAGUACUCCCGGUUAUGAAGGACGGCGGGAAAGUUAUCUGGACCUCAUCUCUUGAGGCAUUCCCUUGGGCGUUCUCCUACCCUGACCCAACCAAAACGCUCUCAGAUGUCGCUGAUUCAAGCGCCUCGACUCCCUCAGAUACUCUGCAGCUCCUGAUCAACACUCACUCCUAUGAAGGCUCAAAACGCCUGACCGACAUUCUUCAUGUUGCAUCAUACAAGUCUAUUUUUGAGUCAUACAAAGUCAGACAAUACCUCACUCACCCAGGUAUUUGUGGUACCAAUAUCAUGGCGGAUCACCUUAUCAAACCCUUCUUCUGGGGUAUGUUUGCAUGCUUCUAUGUCGCUCGUCUUUUUGGUUCAAUUUGGCAUACGUGCACGGCGCACAAGGGUGCUCUCUCAUCUUUGUACUGUGCUGUGAUCGAUGAUGAGAUGAGCAAGAAGUUUGGAAGCGGAACUGAUAGGUGGGGAAAUGAAAGAAUUGUGCGACAGGAGGUGGAAGAGUAUGACGAGGAGGAAGGAAACCUUGUUCACAAGGCCAUGAAUGACCUAUACAAAGAGUGGAAGGAGAAACUAGAGAAGGAAGACCAAGAGGUAUGA